AGAACAGCUGUAGCUGACAAUCAACAACACAACAAAUCUGAUUUCCCGAAAUGUUUACCAGUUAAAAACAUCCCCUUGUAGGUAAAAAUAGAAUAAAAAUCUUAAUGGCGGACGACCCAAACCAGCCCUCAACCUCGGCGAAAGCGGAUAAAACGCCGCUGUUUCCACCCGCCAAGCCUGGCAAACGGAUUGACUACGGUACAAAUGAUACACUGGAGCUGCUGGAGCGCAUCCCCAGCCAGGUGGUGGAUCUCAAAUUGGACGAUGUGCUAACCGCCGUUAAGGAGGUGGACAACCUCUGCGACUAUGCGCGCUGCAAGACCAAAACGAGCCUAAUGGGUCAGGACUGUCCGCACUGCAAGAAGCGGUUCUGCUUCAAGCAUGGUCUUCCCGAGGUUCAUGGCUGUGGGGAGGAAAUCAAGCGGGAUGAGCGCAAGAAGUUUCUACACCCCAAGCCGGCGAAGACAGUGCGUCAUGAGGAGGAUGUGAAACAUGCUAAAAAGAGACUGGAUGCCAAGUUGAAAGAUAUGCAAGUGGGGCGCAUGCAGAAGGCAACCGGCGGUGGCUCCAAAAAGAAAGGAAAAUAGUCUUUAAAUUGAAAGUGUCUCCCCAUCGCACAAUGCAACACACAUACACUUACAUUUAAUCAGCUGAUGAAAUCAGCUGUUUUCGCGUUCUAAAAUCUUACAGUUCUUAAAAAUAUGAUUAAAAUACAGCCUAGACAUUUAAUAAACCUGAAAAACUUCGGCUUUAA
Messenger RNA from Drosophila obscura, 754 nucleotides. RefSeq names its product DNA-binding protein SMUBP-2. Lineage: Eukaryota; Metazoa; Arthropoda; Insecta; Diptera; Drosophilidae. Gene Ontology annotation, molecular function: zinc ion binding. The transcript has 2 exons. The record is from RefSeq and is a predicted model, not a curated record. Bases 105 to 587 code for a protein of 160 amino acids.